Messenger RNA from Emiliania huxleyi CCMP1516, 1872 nucleotides. RefSeq lists its product as hypothetical. The transcript has 4 exons. NCBI's taxonomy places the organism in Eukaryota, Haptophyta, Isochrysidales, Noelaerhabdaceae. The record is from RefSeq and is a predicted model, not a curated record. Gene Ontology annotation, molecular function: acyltransferase activity, transferring groups other than amino-acyl groups. The coding region runs from base 1 to 1872 and encodes 623 amino acids.
AUGCUCUACUCAAUCAAGAUGUUCGGUGCAGGCAUCGAGCUCGCGCUUAACGUCGCCGUCGCCCUGCUUAUGGCAAUCUGCAUGAGCAACGGAUGUAACUGCUGCCUGAAGCAGGACGUUGGCCUCGCUGAGGAGUGGUCGCGUGCCUCGGGGAUGGCGGUAGCAACGGACGCAGGGAAGAAGAAGAGGUCGCCGCGAGAGAACAACAAGCGCGGACGGAGAAGUGGAGGGUGGGACCCAGACGCCACCGACGACGAUCUGGUCGAUGUUGAUGCUGCCGAGGAAGCCUCGAUCCAAGACGAUCCGCUCAUCUUCCACCCGGUUGGUGGACCCCAGUACGAUUACCCCAAUGAGGCUACGGCGGGCGCUCGCGUGGUCUAUCUCGAGGAGAACGACGACACGCCGCCGGUCCGUGUACGUUUCCCCUCCGGCUUCACGUAUUGGGUGUGGCGCGAACACCUGAUCGGCGGAGAUGGAAUGGCAUGGCGCGGGCUUGGCAGGCCGCAACUCUUGAGCAGCGACGACGCAACAAGGGCGUCGGGCAUACAGCCAAGGUUGCACUACCUGGACAAUCUGAGGACGUUCCUUACGCUGGUCGUGCUCUUGCACAACGUUGGGUGUGCCUUCACUGGCGACUCUUGGUACUACGCCAUCGGCGGAUACGUCAACGAGUACCAGGGUGUUAUGUUUGUGCUGGCUACCCUUGUGCAGGCCGUUGUCUGGCCGCUCUUCUUCUUCGUCUCGGGCUACUCCGUGUGGCGCUCCCUGCAGCUGAAAGGGUCUCGCGACUUUGUGCAGGAACGCGCAUCGCGGCUGGGGACUGCUUAUAUCGCCUACUCCUUCCUUCUUGGCCCGGCACUCGUGUGCUACGCCCAGUACCUCCAGGGGCCUUGCGUGGGCGCGAGCACGUAUUUGUCAGAAGAGUCCGUCGUUGUCUACCCAGCGGGGUGGAAUUGGGUUCUGGAUGGAAUCCGGAGGAGGCUCCGGAGCCUGUCGCAGGCCGACGAGCCGCCCUCAGAGCACCAGGCUUGGAUGUCCAUGGGCCUGCCGUCGCCGUGGAGCGAGAGCCCCCAAUUCUCGGACUGGGAGGGCUGGACCUGCAACGAAAAGUACCGAUAUCUCCCCGCGCCGGGACAUAUGUGGUACGCGGGCUGGCUCUUUUUGCUCACAUUUGGCUUCGCGCGCUGGUACGACAGCCGUGGUGCCAAUGCGUUCAUUCCGUGGGCCGUGCCACCUGGGCUCUGCUCGAGCGCGCUCCUCGGGGCGCUGGUGGGCAUUGCACAGCGCUUCGUGGUCCGCAUGAACGUCGGCGCUCUCGCUGGCAUGCCGCUGACGUUUGGCUCCUUGACGUUCAAUGUCGUCUUCUUCUUCGCCGGCGUCGCAGCGAAGCAAAACAAGUGGCUCAGCGCGGCUCUACCUGACUUUUCGUCUUCGAGACGCCACAGCGCACAGCUCGUCGCGGCUGUGAGUGGAGUGGUGCUGUGCGGCGCCGCCUUCGGAGUCAGCUACCACGGCAUCAAUAGCGUGCCGGGCGCCGUCGCUUUUGUCGCAGCCGGCGUCUGGUGCUUCACAUUUGCAGAGGUUAUGCUAGACCUCUUCUCGCGCGCCUGCAACUUCGAAUCCAAACGCAGCCGCUUCUUUGCCCAGAUCGCCUAUGGUGUCUACUUUAUCCAUCCGCUCGUGGUCGUUCCAGUGACGCACUCGUACGUGAUGCUGCUACGCAGCAACGGCGAGGUGAUCACCUUUGAUCGCCCAUGGGGCGGCUCCGACUCGUUCCUGUCCUCGCCUCUCCUCCUCCUAGCAGGUUUCGUGUACACCUCGAUUCUGUCGAUAGCCAUAUGCUGCGUGGUCGCGUCGUGCCUUUCUCUGUGA